AUGGAAAAACUGUGGAACUCAUUGCACGAGUGGUUUCAGUCACAAGAUUCAAGAGAAAGAGAAGGUGAACUGAGGAUUGUGCUGCUGGGUAAAACUGGAGUUGGGAAAAGUUCAACUGGAAACACCAUCUUAGGAAGAGAAGUGUUUAUAUCAGACAUUUCUGAAAAAUCUGUUACUAAAGAGUGUCAGAAAAAGACAGCUGAAAUCAACAGCAGACACAUUACUGUGAUCGACACUCCAGGACUGUUUGAUACUGAACUCAGUAAUGAAGAAAUCCAGAGAGAAAUCAGCAACUGCAUCUCUAUGAUCCUGCCUGGACCACAUGUCUUCAUCAUCGUGAUCAACUUAGCACAACGAUUCACUCAAGAAGAGAAAACAGCAGUGAAGAUCAUCCAAGAGACAUUUGGUGAAAACUCUUUAAUGUUCACCAUGGUGCUCUUCACCAGAGGAGAUGAUCUGAAUGACAAAACCAUAGAACAGUAUCUGGGAAACCCUGGAUCUGCCCUUAAAAACCUGACUGAAGCUUGUGGAAACAGAUACCAUGUGUUCAAUAAUAAAGAGACUGGAGACCGAACACAGGUGACUGAUCUACUGCAGAAGAUAGACAACAUGGUGAAAGCAAACGGAGGGAGUUACUACUCAUGUAAGAUGUUCAGAGAGAUGGAGAGAGAAAUACAAGAACAACAGAAGAAGAUACUGAUGGAGAGAGUGGAGCAAGUGACCAGAGAAAGAGAAGAACUGAUGAACAAACAUAAAGAAGAGAAAAAGAAGAUGAAGAUGAAGAUCGAGGAAGAAAGACAGAAUCAUGAGAAAGAGAGAAAGCGAAUGAAGAUGAUGAUGGAUGAGGAAAGACAGAAUCAUGAUCAACUGAGAAAGAGAAGAGAAGAGGAAUUUAGGGAGAGAGAAGAACAACAUAAAGCAGAGAUGAAGAGAGAACGAGAGGAAUGGGAGAGACAGAAACAAGAAGCAAGACAAAGAAAAGAAGAAGAGGAGGACAGAAGGAGAAAGAUAGAGCAGGAAACAUGGGAUGACUAUUAUCAGAAACUUAAACGAGAGAGAGAAAGAAGACUGAGAGAGAGAGAAGAUCUUCAGUUCAAACAUGAAGAAGAGAGAGAGAGAAUGAAGAAGAUGAUGGAGAAAGAAAGACGGAAUCAUGACAAAGAGAGAAAGAGAAGAGAAGAUGAAUAUAUAGAAAGAGAAGAACAAUAUAAAACAGAUAUUAAAAACAUAGAAGAACAAGAGAGAAAGAUAAGAGAGGAGCUGAAGUGUGAACGAGAAGAAUGGGAGAAACAGAAACAACAGGAACGAGAAAGAGAAGAAGAAAGACAUAUAUUUAAUGAACUUUACACAGAAAGUUCUGAGG
Sinocyclocheilus rhinocerous is the source of this 1363-nucleotide messenger RNA. RefSeq names its product GTPase IMAP family member 7-like. Gene Ontology annotation, molecular function: GTP binding. The annotation marks the transcript as partial. Lineage: Eukaryota; Metazoa; Chordata; Actinopteri; Cypriniformes; Cyprinidae. The record is from RefSeq and is a predicted model, not a curated record. The transcript is spliced from 2 exons.